Dictyostelium purpureum is the source of this 660-nucleotide messenger RNA. RefSeq lists its product as uncharacterized. Gene Ontology annotation, cellular component: preribosome, large subunit precursor. Gene Ontology annotation, biological process: maturation of LSU-rRNA; maturation of 5.8S rRNA. The transcript has 4 exons. The record is from RefSeq and is a predicted model, not a curated record. NCBI's taxonomy places the organism in Eukaryota, Evosea, Eumycetozoa, Dictyosteliales, Dictyosteliaceae. The coding region runs from base 1 to 660 and encodes 219 amino acids.
AUGGAAAAAAUUGAAAAAGAUUUACCAACAGUAUCAUUUACAACAAAAAAGAAAGAAAAAUUAAAAAGAAAGGGUAUUAAAGUAAACAAGAUAAAGAAACCAGUUUAUAAUAGUGAUAGUGAAAAUACACCACAACAACCAUUAGAUAGAUUAGAGCAAGAUAAACAAGCAUUAUCAAAUAAAUUAUCAAAUAUUUUAAGUUCAAAUAAAAAGAUUGAAUCCCAUAGUGCACCAAUUCUCUUAAAAUCACAACAAACUUUAAAUCAACAAAUACAAAAAGAAAAAGAAAAGAAAAAAGCUCAAAAAGAAAAAGAAUUAGAAAAAGAGUUAUUAAAAAAUAAAGAUUAUAAACCAAUUGAAAUCCUAUUAACCCCUGAAGAAAGAGAUUUAUUACGUUUAGCUAAAAAGGGUGUUAUUAAAUUAUUUAACGCUGUUACUCAACAUCAAUCUUCUGGUAUGACCGCUUCAGUAGAUUCAAAAUCAAAAAAUAUUUCAAAGAAUCAAUUUUUAGAAACAUUAAAGAAUAGUAAAGUAAAGAAAUCAGGUGAUGAUAGUGAAAGUGAUGAAGAUGAAUAUGGCCAAGAUGGUGGUGAAGAAUGGGAUGUUUUAAAGGACGAUUAUUUAAUUAAAAACGAAUGGGAUGGUGAAGAGCAAGAUUAA